This is a messenger RNA of Hydatigera taeniaeformis, 207 nucleotides long. The record is from the annotation of a GenBank genome assembly. Lineage: Eukaryota; Metazoa; Platyhelminthes; Cestoda; Cyclophyllidea; Taeniidae.
AUGUACUGGUUUGCGCACAGUCAGCAGAUAGCGGAGGCAUUCUGGUGCGUGAUGGGCGCUCACAAAACUCUCAGGCUUAAGACGAAGCUAGGCAAAAAACAAAGACAGAAUCGAACGUUGCCUUACUGGGCUCGUGCGCGUACAGGUAACCGCAUUCGAUACAACGCUAAAAGGCGUCACUGGAGGAGAACCAAGCUGAAGUUUUGA